GUCUCUCCUGCUCUGUCUGCACUUAAACUGUCUCUGCUUAGAACUUCACUAAGUCCAGAAGAGAUUGCAAGGAAAGCAGAGUGACAAAAGGUUUUUGGUGUGGAGUUGUGCUAUUUCCUUCCUUGGUUUUUCAAGUACCGAAGCUUUAAGGAGAACACUGCUGUUUUAUUGGAACAAAGGACUGUCUGAUCUGAAACUGCACGAGAAUUUUGCAGUUACCAGUUGGAUAGACGUCUUACUCUCAAUUUAAGAACAGCAGGUUUCUGCAGGUUUUCCUAGCUUUAUUACUUAGUGCUGGGUUUUGGUGCACACCUUUGUGCACUGUUUUUGGAUAUUUUUCUUCAGAGCUGCUAGAAUUUCCAGUGUUUCAGUUUAUUCAGCAGCUCAACUUGAGGCCUUUGGACCUUCCAGUUUUAUUUUGGACUCUACUCACAAGCUAGCAAUCCCACUCAGCAAAGAACAAAAGUAUAUAGACUCCUUCCAGUCAGUGGAACAGUUCCCUCUGUAGGAUUAUAUCUCUUUAUUUUAAUAUUGUUUUUUGUCUUGUUUGCCAGUUCUUUUCAGGGGGCUGAUGUUUCUCUGCAUGUUCUUGCUGUUUGUACUGUGCCUGGGUGUCUCCCAGUGCAGGGGCUCAUAUGUACAUUGUGAGGCGUGUGAUGAGAAGGCAUUAUCUCUGUGUCCUCCAACUCGAAUGGGGUGUGAACUGGUGAAAGAGCCUGGCUGUGGUUGCUGUAUGACAUGUGCACUUUCCGAGGGCUUCUCCUGCGGUGUCUACACUGAACCUUGCGCUCACGGGUUACGCUGCCUGCCCAGGCUGGGUGAAGAGAAACCCCUUCAUGCACUGCUUCAUGGGCGAGGUGUCUGUAUUAAUGAAAAAAUCUAUUGGGAAGAAAGAGAGAGACUAAAGGCAGAGGCCAAAGAGCCUGAGAAGCCAACAGUACCUGAGAUCACAGAGGAUACAUAUUCUGAGAAAGUUCGGCCCAAGCCAGCACAUCCACCAGGUCAUAAAUACGAGGCUCUGCUGAAGCAGCAGAGAAAGAAGCUGCAGUCAGCAAAGCUCAUUAGCUCCACAGAGAAUGUCGCCCAUCCACAGGAGUUCUAUCCUUACCCAGAAAUCAAGAUGGAGCUGGGCCCAUGCAGUAGACAUAUUGAGAGUGCACUGCGGGAGCUAAAAGCUGCAUCCAGAAUGGUCCCAAAAUCGAUUCACCUGCCCAAUUGUGACAGAAAAGGCUUCUACAAAAGAAAACAGUGCAAACCUUCCAGAGGACGGAAGCGUGGACUUUGCUGGUGUGUGGACAAGUAUGGUAUGAGACUGCCAGGCUCUGAAUUCAUCCGUGGAGAUGCACAGUGUCAAGGCUUUGAUACAAACAAUUCUGAGUGAGGAAAGCUUCUUUCAGUGAACUGAGGACCUUGGAAUCUUACCUGUUCUCAACUUAAAGAAACAGUCAUAAAAACAAACUUUUCAGCUGAACCCAUGUCAUUUACCCUUUCUCUGGUUUCAUAUCAUGAGUUAGGGAGGGAGGAUGUUUUAGCCCUUUUCUGGCUAAUUGUGGCUAUUGAAGCACUUGUUUUUCUUUUUUCUUUUUUUUUUUUUUUUUUUUUGUAACGAGGAAGUUAGUAGACAUUUCCUAAAGCUGACACUUCUUCAAACACAGAUGUGUUCGUAUGUUAAUGUAUAAAUUAUUAUAUUUCUGUCAUUUGUAUUAUGCACAGAAACCAUAAAUAUUCAGUUGAUGCGCAGGACUUUGAAAAGACACAGGCAGUUAUAUUUCUUUAAGAAAAGGUUUGCAUUGUCAGACUUGUUGACAGUCAUGGAGGGUAGAGUCAAAGACAUGAUGCCUUCCUGUGAAACAUUUCAAUUGAAACGAGAAUGCUUAACACAUGUUUAGUUAUGACUUUGAGAAAUGUUAUUGAUGACAAGCUGUGAUUUUAAUUUUCUGUAGCUGUUGUACAAAGAAUUUUGCAAACCUGAUUUUUUUUCUUCUUGCUGUUUUUCACAUGCUGUGUUUUAAAUGACAUGCACUCGGGCCUCUGAGAGACCUCUGCCUUGAAGCCACUAGAAAAGAACAAACUUCUAUUUUUGACAGGGGGGGACAUACUGCUUAGAAGCAGGUAGCACGUCCCUCUUUUCAGAUGUGGUCUUAGUGGGUAUUUAUUGUCCUUAAUAAAUUAAUCAAUGGAUACCUGUUACCAAAAAGGACCUUUUAUUUGGACAGCAUUCAUUAAACUGUGUGCUGUACUAUGGUAGUUGUGGGCUUUUAUGGGGAAAAGCAAUCUGUGCCAGACUCCUCAUCUCUCACCCCUGCUUACUCCUAUAGAACAUUGGUUCCAGACAGUGGGGUAACUGUAUAUAGGAACCAUGGUCAGAUGCUUGCAAAAGCACUCUAUAGAAGAGGUUGUUACAGUGGAACAGGAAGUUGAAGGUGGUGGACUGAUGCAAAGAAGACAGGCCGCAUGUGGUGGCACUGUUGUAAGUUAGCUGGAGGGAUUCAGAGAAUGUGCUAGAAGAUGAACUUGUCGGGUCUUCCCUAAACAUAUAAAAAUCCAGAAAGUAAUGAGAGGAUUCCAGGGAGAUGCUGUUUUUAUAGCAGCUAUCACAAAUAUUGGCUAGGGAAGAAACAUUAGACUGUGCACAGUUAGUAUCCACAAGGAUCAGUUAUGCUAGGAUGUGGCUUACUUAAGGUUCUGACUUUUUUGUUUUGAAUAUUGUGAGUGUUUGUACAUUUUUGCAGGCAGCUCAGAGUCUGAAAUGUAAAUCUUAUUAGGGAAACUCUGGAAGAAAUGUACACAUUUCAGAUGGCAUAUAUUCAUGUGGGUUAUCUAGACAAGAAUAUAAGUAAAUUAGAUGCACCGUUUAACUUCAUGGUGCACUAUUCUAAAUUGUUGCAGUUUUCUGUAACAAUUUGAUAGGUACAAGUUGCAUCUGUCAUUAUGCCCACAAAUUUUCUUUAUUUGCAUUUCUGCUGAUGAAAACACUGACUUGGAUGAAUCUGGUUUAAGUCAGUACAGAUGUUUUAUAUAUUGUAUUUCCCGUAGGUCCCAUCUGUUUUUCCUGCUCUGCAGCUUAACCUGUACUAGUCCCUUUGGUAGUAGCACAUGGAGUAAACACACUGCAUGUAACAGGAUGCAGUUAAGUUAAUGGAAGAGGCUGCAUUGUUGUUGUACCAGGACAAACAUUCUCUGCAGACAGUGUGUGCUCAUGGACACAGUCCACCUGGACUGUGGUAAGACAACCACUGACCUGUCUUGUGGUCUUAAGUAUCUGUUUAGUAUGGGCAUCUGAAAUGCACAUAUCUCAUAAAAUGUCACCUGAGUACCCUGCUGUUUAUGAAAUUGAAAUGCAGUUACAAUAAAAUGUCAAUUAUUGUAUUUCAAUUUUCCUUCUAAACUAAACUGGAAGUAAAAAUUUACCUUUACAGAUAUAGUGUACACCCUAAUGAAGUGUUAACUGUAGUGCUGUCCCUGUUUGCUCUGUGAAGUCACAGGACGAAUCAUGAAUUACUCUGCAACAUUUGAACUUCCAUUUUGCAGUUAAAAUUCAUGAACUGUACAAUUCAUCAACUUUUCUGACUUUCACAAAACAUUUAAGAAGUCAAGUUGUGAAAAAUGUAUAUUCCAGCAAUCAGGUGGAGUAACAUUGAAUACAAGGACUAGUGAAUGAGGUGUUUCAUACAUUAUAUAUUACUCUCAGUGGUCUACUUAAUAUGCUGCAGCCAAAUUCUGACUAUGCCAGCUAGAGUCUGACUAGUGGGGACUCUCAGGGAAUACAGACGAGAAGCAGGAAUCUCAUUAAACACCACUCUCACAAUGUGGACAGCCCAUUGUAAAUGCUCUGUAGUAAAUCUACUGGCUGGGCUGAUAUAUUAAUGAAGAUAGUAGAAGGAGACAAAAUGAAGGUAGAAGAUGCUAGCAGCCUGACUGUAGCACAACUGAUACUGAGACCAUCCAAAACCAGAUAAACCUUGACCACACCAAGUAGCUGGAAUGCUAGUACUGGGGCAUUAAUUUGUUGCAUGCAUACCUGAAGAAUGCUGCAAAACACUGCAGAAGGUCACAUUACUAGAGAAUAUUCUUGAACCUUAAGUAUAGCUACAUUUUGCUGUACCAGUAGGAUAUUCUAAUUUAAGCAUGUUGCAAAAAACUGUGGCCCAAAUAAUAAGUGAUGUAGUUUUUUUUUUCAUCAUAGUAAAGUAUUUGAACAUGUGGUCACCUACGGAGUGGUUAUUGUUCCUGUUGUAUAGUUUAGUGUUGUGGGAUGUUGCAGACAGUCAGAGUUCCUUUCAUCAUGGUAAUACUGUGUUAUAGUGUGUUUCUGGAAAAUUGUUCUACCACAUGUGGUAUCCCACUAAUAUAUAAAAUGAAAGGCUUUGUGUGAACUGAAGAGACUUUGGUCACUUCUUUAAUUUCUUACACUAAGUGAUUCUGCAGUACCUUUUUUGCCCAUUCACAGAAUUACUGUUUGGUGUUCCCAUGUUUCAUGGUGUUCUUGUUUAGAUGACUUUCUCACAUGCUCCCAUAUACAUCUCAGAAGCAGAGCUGUAGCGUCUCUUUUCCUACGUCAAGCCUUUCACAUAUAGCAAAAAAAAUAAAUAAAUAAAAAUGCUAGAUUAAAUCCUAUGGCCAUAAAGUAUGCGGCACUUUUUGUAACCACACUGUACUUCUGCAUCACUCCAGUCACCCACAGGUGCUAUCCCUUGGAUUUGGUUAGAGUUCAAAUGGCAGAACCCCCUGUCUCCCUACAAGACUAGCCAAGGAAUAUUGUGUGCAAUAUCUGGGGUCAAGAUUCCAAAUGUUUCAAAGGGCACUGUAGAUUUGUUUAGGGAAAAGUAUAAAUAAGCUAUAUUUCUACAAAAAGAAUUAUGUUGUUUCUGUUGUUUGCUGUCAUUUGUUUAUACUUUGCAUCCUGGUAAAAAAUAACCAAGCUUGAAAGAGAACAUAAUGACACGGAUUAUUUUUAUCCAAAGAAGGCACCUCCCCACUGAGAGAGAACUUGAGGCUGGGUAGUCACACUUAACACUUUGAAGAGCAUGGAUUCGGAAUGCACUUGGAUUUUCAUCUUCCUGACUUGUUUCAAAGUGCAGCAAUUGACCCAGACUGGUUACUGGAACCAGGCAAUGUUAUAAUCAGCAUUCCUCAAAUACAACUACUUCUGCUGAAUCUUAUGAGAACUUGCAUCUGUAAAACAUGCCUUAAGACUGGAUAUUUUAUGUUAUCAGUUUAUUGUGAAAUGCAAAUCCAGAAACAAGCAACUGUUUGUGUAGAUCAUUGCAAUUACAAAUGUGUGUAGCAAAACUGGAUGUACUCAAUUUGUAGUCAGUGUUUUUGAAUUCUUUACCAGCAGUUCAUAUUGUAUGCUAAACCCCAAAAAAUAUAUGUUUUUGUAGGAAGUUAAACUAAGUCAGGAACAGAUUUUAAAGUCUUUGCAUGUAUUAGAAUUUCAAAGCUCUUAAUUUCUGGCAUAGUUUCAAUUGAAUAACACAUAUAAUCCUGAUGCACAAACAGCUGUCCAGGUCAGCACAUUCUUUAAGGCAUUAUGAGUUUGAGUUUUAUCUGUACUUUGCAGAGUGUGAAGUAGAUUGAGCUGAAGCCUGUCCCAAGUAUAAGUCCCUGAUCAUUUCCUGACACAAACUCACUGCUGCUGCAGCUUCAGUUUGCCUGAUGGUAGAGAAUCCAUUUAUGUGGGAUUUUCUCUUUUCUCCAUGGAUAUGUAACACUAUCAUUAGUAUACAUAAGUAAGGGGAUGUGAAGGGUGUGGGAUGGCUUGUUUUUUUUAUAGCUUUCAUUGAGCUGAAUCUUCAGUCAAUAUGCAUUUGCCUGCUUGAAACUUCAGAGAACUUACACUCAACAAAAUGUAUGUACAGGAAGCAAGUUACUAGUUAAUACAUUUAAUGGGAGGGACAAAAUCUUAGCUACUCUCAACAUAUGUGUUAUGUGGAUGAUACCCAGCCAUGGGAUAUUCACCAGAGAUGCGUUAGCAUAGUCAGGUCUCUUUGUGCUGGCUGGAUAUAUGUUGUGCAGUCCUUUCUUUGUCUGAUUUCCCAUAUUCCACAGUCAGAGCAGAAGUAAAUAGUUCUUCAAUUUGUACAGUUAUUUAUCAGCUGUUUCUGUUAUGCUGCAGCAGUUACAUUUACCUUCUUCGUUUUCAGACAAUCGCAGUCAUAUCCAAAAUAACAGAAUGGCUGAACAUGUCAUUGUUUCUUACAUCUGAAGUUUUUCCCCAAGUUGCAAAAUCUCAAAUGUCCUACCUCAAAAGCGUAUGUAUAAUACACAAACACCAUUUUUUAGAAGUUGAGAUGGUGAUAUUACUUCAUCAGUUUUGAAACGCUAUCCUAUUGUCCUUCGAAGGUCAGCUAGACAAGGUUGGAACUCAUCAAGUUAAAAUCACCAAUAUUGAACUAUUUGCUUGCUGUUUCUGCUAGAAAGUCAGUGUCAGUGCAUUUUCUAUCUGUGCACCAGAUGUGAUUAACUGAGACGGGGCUUUUUUCCCAUUUUCUCCUUGAUUGUACUAUCAUGGAGUUGGUAUAUUUAAGGAAUUAGAGUGUAAGUGGAAACACCCACUAACGGGAUGCAGGGGGCAUUGUAUUCAGCAAAAACACUUUUAAAAGUCAUUUAAUUGACUUCUAAACCAUUUAUGUUUCAUACAAUGGGAUCUUCAUAUAGUAGUUGAUACUUGGGGAAACACAGGUGAAGUAUUUUUCACAUCUGUAGAUUUCUAUUACUAGGAGAGAAAUGGGGCUUGUAAUUCAGGCCUGAACAAGGUUACCCAUAGAAGAUGUAAUACAACUAAAUAUGUCUGUUAUCAAGCUACCAUCAGUUUUAAUGUGCUCCUUUUAAUAUUUUGUACUAAUAGAAUAUCUUUAGAUGAACAUAAGAAAGGAAAACACUUCAGAUAUAAAAAUCAAUGCAGGACAACAGAGGUUAUUUUAAUAAUCACUCUGAUUUUUUUUAUUUCUUUUUUUUUUUAUUUUGUUAAAUAGCAUCAUGAGCCUUUAAAUGUAUUUCCAGAUGUUUAUCAGAUAACGCAUAGGUAGUCUGUGUGUUAUAUUUUACUGGCCUAAAGGUUUAUUAUAAAGUUGUUUGUUGCUUACCAUUGCCUUAAAGGUAUUUUGGUUAUUUCAUUUAUAUGUAAUAGUUGUCACAGUUUGUGUCCAGGUCACUCAUGGCAUCCCAUUGCUGUGACUUAAAAUAACAUAUGGUCAGUCUGUAUUCAUGUCUGUAAAGGAACGGGAGUGGCCUGGUAGAGCUGCAUACAACUACAGAACAAAUGAAAUAUACACAACCAUCUUACAUUGUCGACAUGAGACAUAACAAUGUCUGUGAAAUCUGUAAACUAAAUUAAAUAGAACCUGUUAUUGUGCCUUCACUACGGUGUAUUGUAAUGGAUUACAUGUUAGAAAAAUAAGGCUGUAUAUUGGAAGAAUGCAGGUCUAAAGUCAGACCUAAUCUAUCUAUUCUUCUAUGGAUAAUUAAAACCCCAGAAUGUAUUUGCAUAUUUAUUUGCACUAUCUUUUUCAUACAAUAUUCUAGUAGACAGGCUCCCGUGAUGCUAAACUACAAAUAAGACUGAGUUUUUAUGACUACAAAUGAUGAGUACCAUGGGGAUGGACAGUAUUGCUCUGAGUUAUGGUAUACAGUGGCUGUUUCUAUAAGAAUAAAGUAAGACCAGUUUGAGUUGUGUUUGGCUAGCUGGUACCUGCCUGAGAUCCCAGCUGUCCACUGAGAUCACUUUUAUUUUUUGAACCCAGCAAGCUCUAGCUGAACCCAUCCCUUUCAGCAUUACACACAGCUCUUGAGUUUCAUCCCUUUGGUAACAUCCCCAAACAAUUUUACUGUUAACCUUUCCAAAUUGUUCAUGAGUAAGUUCUGUUUUCCUGAGAAAUAAUAACUCUUAACAGAUAAAAAAAGCUAAAUGGAGGAGAGUUUUGUGGUUGUUUUAGUAUUUUUUACUUAAGGACAAAAGGAUUUCACAGUUUAUUGGACAAACAUGAAGAUUGCUGUACACUAUUUAUUCAACCUAUAAUUUAUGUACUCUCUCAUCUUUGUCUUUUGUUAUGACAAAGCAUUUAUUUAAUAAAGUUAUGUAUACAAUU
Molecule: messenger RNA, 8090 nt
Organism: Protopterus annectens (West African lungfish)
Lineage: Eukaryota; Metazoa; Chordata; Ceratodontiformes; Protopteridae
Gene: IGFBP5
Product: insulin like growth factor binding protein 5
Exons: 4
Coding region: 572-1381 (269 amino acids)
Biological process (GO): regulation of insulin-like growth factor receptor signaling pathway
Cellular component (GO): extracellular region
Molecular function (GO): insulin-like growth factor II binding; fibronectin binding; insulin-like growth factor I binding
Source: RefSeq, a predicted model, not a curated record